Molecule: messenger RNA, 975 nt
Organism: Xylona heveae TC161
Lineage: Eukaryota; Fungi; Ascomycota; Xylonomycetes; Xylonales; Xylonaceae
Exons: 1
Coding region: 83-583 (166 amino acids)
Source: RefSeq, a predicted model, not a curated record
UUCCAUUCGUUUUCUUCUCCCUCUCCCUCCGUCUCUUCCCUCUUCUGCACCCGUGUAAAGAGUAAUAGCGUCCUUCGUAGUGAUGGAUAGUGUGUGUGAGAAGCGUGGGAGAGGAAGAAAAAGUGUGUGUGGACAGGCUCAUAGCGCGUGUCCUGUUAUGCAUCUGCCUGGCAUUGAAGUACCUCACUGGCCAUUCGCUAGUACCGUUUCUCCAAAUUAUGGAGGUCUUAGAAGUACUCUCUUGCGUUCAGACAAGCCCAAAUCAUCGCAUAAAAUUAGGGACAGAUACUUUCUCCUUGGCACAGAUCAUUCGGCAGAAUACUUGGUUCGGUACCUUUCUGGCCCCAGAUUAUUUCAAGCUGGCGACGUUGCCUGGACCAACCCAUUACCAAUGAACUACAGCUGUACGAGGCAGGAGCGAGGGAGGGGGUGGGGGCAAAGAUCAGGAUGGGUCUUCCCCUUCUGGGUUCAGGUAGAAAGCCACUGCAAAUUUCUUCCCUCCUCGUUGGCCUCGAUGAGGGCAAGCGCCAAAAGGAGCAUCCACAUCCUCUGGAGAAAUAUGCCAAUCAUCUCCUCUCUCUGACUCUCUGACACGUCGAAAUUACGGAGGAAGUACGGAGUACCUAACCUUAGGAACAUCCAGACUACGAGUCACAGACUCUACAGGAAUACUCUUUUACGGCCCUUUUCUUCUCCCGCCCGCCAGGCCUCUCCCAAACAAAUUCCUCUCCCCGGCCACCCUUUCCUUUCAUUUUACCUACCGACCAAAGCCGCUCAGCCGAAGGGCAGUGCUCUUUUGAGACGGCAUCCUUUACGCGGCGGAUGCUUUUUCUGGCUCUCAGACAACAUAAGGAGAAUUUAUUACGGAGGUAUAUAUUAUAACUCUGUACUUCCCGCAUUAUUAGUGGAUCCUGUUUCUCAAGAGUAGGGCUUGUCAUCUUUGUUUGCCCCACAGCCUCAUAGCUUCAAUUCCGU